AUGUACCAUAUCUCAAGGCGGCCGCUCACCACUCUUGCCUUGUUUGUUGUUCGAACGCAUCACAAACGAUUAGCUUCGAGCAGAGAACCUCAUUCUUUCGGUGAAGAUUUCGACCCCUACAACUACACAAAAGGGCGCUGGCUCCGUAACGAUGCAAUCGAGCGAAAGGCACGGUUCAUACAAUUCGACUUUGACGCUUUGUGCCGCAGGAUCAUAGCACUAUGCCCCGGUGCUCAUUCCAUCACCUCUUGUGAGAAGAUUGAAGGCGGUAGCAACCGCGUCUUCAUUUUCCACACUGACAAUGGAGAACGUCUCGUUGCGAAACUGCCGUUUUCUGUGGCGGGCCCUCCGAGGUAUACGACGGGUUCGGAGGUUGCUACUGUGGAGUACUGUACGUUAUUUUACACGAUACAAGACAAGAAGUAUGGUAAAAUACUGGACUGGAGCGACGACGCUUCCAACACCAUUGGAAGCGAAUACAUCAUCAUGGAACAUGCCCCAGGCGUUUGCUUGAAUCUGAAAUGGCACGACAUGACAGAGGUCCAGCGAGCCUUAUGCAUGAAACCCAUCUACCAGAAAAUGAAAGAAGCCGCCAACCUCGCAUUCCCCGCAUACGGCAGUAUAUAUCGAACCGACACACCGUACAUCAAGGGUUCUACGAUCCCGCUAGACUCAGACUUCUGCAUCGGACCUAGUUGCGACGACCUGUAUUGGGACUGUUCACCCACCUCACCAAAGUAUUAUCAUGACAUCAAGCCCAACCGAGGACCAUGGCCCAACCUCUCCACCUUCAGCUCCGCCCUCACAGACGUAGGCCUCUCGCGCCUCCCACCCGCCAGCACUGCCUCUUCCCUCCGCCUCCCGUCCUACCACGGCACCAUCUCAGAACACAAAGUCCUCCUAGAAUACUGCCGCGCAAUAGCAAAACAGAUGAUCCAAACUACACUCAUGCAAACGGUGUCCACGCCCAUACUAUUCCACCCAGAUCUGCAUUCUCGGAAUGUAUUCGUUUCGGAAGAGGAUCCAACGGUUCUCACCGCGAUACUAGACUGGCAGUCCUCAGCCGUACAGCCCGCGUUUUGGUAUGCGGACUCCACGCCUGACUUUGCACGGAAAGAAGAAGUGGAAGUCGUUGCGAAGGAUGAUGGACAAGGUGAGGCAGGAGAUCGAGAUCAAGAACAAGAACAAGGACAAAAACAAAAACAAAAACAACCAACACACACGCCCUCAAGCACCCUCCGCGCAGAAACCUUCGACCACCUAAUCCACUCCCAUCUCCCCCUUACAAUGCUCAUCCCCCGUACAAUGGACGAAGCCUACCUCCGCCCCUUCACCUACGGCCACAGAUCCUGGCUGCACGGUGCCACCCCCUUCCGCGAGGAACUCAUCCAAACGUCGCGGCGAUGGGGGGAAUUAGGUUUCUCAACCGUAGGGCCAUGUGCGUAUCCCAUGCCUAGCCGGGAAGAAUAUGCCGCGCAUUGGGAAAAGUAUAAAGAGUUUGAGGCGCGACACACCAUGAAGACUGAAAUGCAAAGAGUUUUAGGUGUACAGAGUGGGGGGUGGGUGUGGGCGGAUAUGUAUGACGUGACGAAUCAGGCGCAGAAGGAGUGGUUUGAGGAGGCGAUGGAGGGGGCGAUGGGGGAACGCGGGGAGAGGGUGUGGGUUAGUGAGGAGGGGGAGAGGUUGACGGAGGCGGAGAUUAGAGAGACUUGGCCGUUUGAUUUGGAGGAUUGA
Molecule: messenger RNA, 1734 nt
Organism: Alternaria conjuncta
Lineage: Eukaryota; Fungi; Ascomycota; Dothideomycetes; Pleosporales; Pleosporaceae
Exons: 5
Coding region: 1-1734 (577 amino acids)
Cellular component (GO): mitochondrion
Source: RefSeq, a predicted model, not a curated record